Papaver somniferum (opium poppy) is the source of this 1236-nucleotide messenger RNA. RefSeq lists its product as uncharacterized. The transcript is spliced from 2 exons. Lineage: Eukaryota; Viridiplantae; Streptophyta; Magnoliopsida; Ranunculales; Papaveraceae. The record is from RefSeq and is a predicted model, not a curated record. The coding region runs from base 1 to 1236 and encodes 411 amino acids.
AUGUCUAAGGAAAUUGAUGCUCUUGAUAAGAAUGGCACGUUAUCGGUUACGGAUCUUUCCCCAGGGAAGAAGGCUAUUAGUUGUAAAUGGGUUUACAAGAUCAAAUAUAAUUCUGAUGGUACUGUCGAGCGGUAUAAAGAUCGAUUGGUUAUCCUCGGUAAUAGACAAGUGGAAGGUGCACUUAAGACUUUUGGAUUUGUUCAGUCUUAUGCUGAUUAUUGUUUAUUUACCCUGCGACAAGGUGAGAAUUCUACUAACGUACUUGUCUAUGUGGAUGAUUUAAUUAUUGCCGGGAACAAUUCCGCUGCGAUUAGUGCUUUUAAAGCAUAUUUAAGUCGUUGUUUUCAUAUGAAAGACUUGGGAAUUCUCAAGUAUUUUCUUGGUAUUGAAAUGUCUCGAGGGGCUGAUGGUCUCUUUUUAUCUCAACGGGAAUACACUUUGGACAUUCUGUCUGAGACUGGACUUCUUGGAGCCAAACCAGCUUCUUCACCCAUUGAUCAACAUCAUCGUUUAGCUCUAGAUGAUGGACCACUGUACUCUGAUUCAUCCCAGUAUUGUCGGCUCGUUGGAUGUUUGAUCUAUUUGACUAUUACUCAUCCUGAAUUGUGUUACUCGGUGCAUGUAUUGGCACAGUUUAUGCAGUCUCCUCGGGUAUCUCAUUGGGAAGCUGCUCUUCGAGUUCUUCGUUAUCUGAAGGGUCAUCCGGGUCAAGGGAUUCUUUUACGUAAAGACAGUGCUCUUCAGCUUACUGCUUAUUGUGACUUUGAUUGGGCCUCCUGCCCUCUUAGUCGUCGUUCGCUUACUGGUUAUUUUAUCUUUUUGGGAGGCUCACCUAUAUUUUGGAAGACAAAGAGGCAACAUACAAUCUCUCGUUCUUCUGCUGAGGCCGAGUACCGUUCCAUGGCUCAUACUUGCAGUAAUCUCACGUGGAUAAAGGCAUUAUUGAAAUCUAUAGGUGUGUUUCACUCUCAGCCUAUGAGUCUUUACUGUGAUAGUCAAUCUGCCCUUCAUAUUGUUGCUAACCCUGUCUUUCAUGAGCGCACCAAACAUAUUGAGAUUGAUUAUCAUUAUGUACGCGAUCAAAUUCAGACCGGUGUUGUUAUUAAUUCUUAUGUUCGCACCACCGCUCAACUUGCAGAGAUUAUCACCAAAGCUCUUGGACGUCCUCAGUUUGAGCAACUUCUUUGCAAGUUGGGCAUUCGUGAUCCCAUGCUCCAACUUGAAGGGGAGUAUUAA